AUGUCCAGAAGAAAUAUACGUUUACCUGCUGAGGUCAGCAGAAUUCUUUAUGUGAGAAAUUUACCAUAUAAGAUAUCUGCUGAUGAAUUAUAUGAUAUUUUUGGGAAAUAUGGAACAGUAAGGCAGAUAAGAAAAGGAAAUGCUGAAGGAACAAAAGGAACAUCUUUUGUUGUUUAUGAUGAUAUUUAUGAUGCAAAAAAUGCGCUGGAUCAUUUAUCAGGUUUUAAUGUAGCUGGUAGAUAUUUGGUUGUCUUAUAUUAUGACCCUGUAAAAGCUCAAAAGAAAAAGGAAAUACAGGAAAAAUUAAAAAAUGAAAAGUAA
Molecule: messenger RNA, 321 nt
Organism: Plasmodium reichenowi
Lineage: Eukaryota; Apicomplexa; Aconoidasida; Haemosporida; Plasmodiidae
Product: splicing factor 3B subunit 6, putative
Exons: 2
Coding region: 1-321 (106 amino acids)
Biological process (GO): mRNA splicing, via spliceosome
Cellular component (GO): U2 snRNP; precatalytic spliceosome; catalytic step 2 spliceosome
Molecular function (GO): RNA binding
Source: RefSeq, a predicted model, not a curated record